AUGACGGAGACUUCUGGUUAUAUUCUAGCGCGCGUUGAAUCCAAACGACGCUUGAAGGCUUUCCUGGAUGACGACUUGAAAAUCAUCGUCAUCAUCCGUGACCCUAUCACUCGUGCCGUCUCUGACUAUGUCCACAAGCUCUCCGUUAUCUUCGAGGGUGGCUUGCCACGCAAAGCAUCAUUUCCCAUUACGUACCGCGGUGAUGAUCUGCGUGAGUCCAUCAAGGAUACUAUCAUCGACGUAUCAACGGGACGGUUAAGAGAUGGACAACAACUUGUGCGCUUUGGUCAGUACAUUACCUAUCUAAGAGGUCUGAUGGAGGUCUACAGUCGUGAUCAGUUACUUAUUCUAGACGGUGAAGCUUUCAUUGAAGACCCUCUCCCAAGUCUACAGCGUGUCGAGACAUUCCUUGGGGUUCCCAAGUUCUACAAAAGAGACCACUUCCGGGUGAAUCCUCAGACUGGUUUCUAUUGCGCGCACGUUCCUGAGCGUCCAUUCUAUCACUGUGCUAACCCGAAAGUUAAGGGUCGUCCGCAUCCUACCCUUGAUGAUGACUCAGAAGGAAAACUUCGAGAUUAUUACCGUCCCUUUAAUCUGCAGCUAGCAAAGGAAUUCGAUCUCGACUUUCCUUGGUUGUUUCAGUGA
Molecule: messenger RNA, 645 nt
Organism: Strongylocentrotus purpuratus (purple sea urchin)
Lineage: Eukaryota; Metazoa; Echinodermata; Echinoidea; Camarodonta; Strongylocentrotidae
Product: heparan sulfate glucosamine 3-O-sulfotransferase 3B1-like
Exons: 1
Coding region: 1-645 (214 amino acids)
Molecular function (GO): [heparan sulfate]-glucosamine 3-sulfotransferase activity
Source: RefSeq, a predicted model, not a curated record